UGAUUUGUCCUGUGGAGGGAGACACUGACUGACUCAAUCAUCAAAUCAGGAUGUUUGUUCUCAUCUGGGCGACUCUGCUCUUCUCUGUCAGAGAAACAUGUGCAUCAGUGGGGGAAACAGAAUUCUGUGAUAAAGGAUUCUGUUUCACUCUUAGUGAAGGAGAAAUAAGAGCAGAGGCUGGACUCUGUUGUGAUACCCUGUUCUUUCACCACCAGUUAUUACUUUACACCCCAACAUCUAGUUUGGUACAAAUAUGAACCAUCCAAACCAAACUGUGGUGAUUCAGACAUCAUAUUCCACACUAACAAGAACAACAACAAAACUCAGUCUGGGUUCAAAGGACGAGUGUCACUGUUGGAGCCUGAUGUGAGUCGGAGGAACUGCAGCAUCAUCGUCAAUGACCUCACUGAGUCAGACUCUGGAUCAUAUCAGCUCAGAGUUAAUGGUUUACUGUAUUGGAAUACAGAUGGAUUUACAUUCUCUCCAAGAACAACUGUCUCUGUUAAAGAUCUGACCCAGAAGCCCACAGUGAUGAUUCCUCCUCUGACAGAGGGACAGCAGAGCACACUGAGCUGCAUUGCUCCUGGUCUCUGCUCUGGAUCUGUUCCUGAAAUCAGCUGGACGUGGAGAGGAGCAGGAGAGAAGGACUCUCACAUCACAGGAAACAUCACUGCUUUCAGGACUGAGAAUCUGACUGCUGUCACUCAGAGACACAGCUCAACCCUGACCUUUAACUCUUCAGCUGAACACCACGGCACCAAUGUCAGCUGUAAGGUCAGCUUCACCAACAACAUCACUACAGAGGAGACUGUCACUCUGAAUGUGGCCUAUGUAAAGGAAGUUACAGUCACUGGGAAGACAAGUGUGAAGGAGGGUGAGACUCUGAUUCCGAGCUGCAGUGUUGAAAGUUUCCCUCCAUCUCUCAUCAAGUGGUAUACAUCUUCUGACAGAAACAUGCAAAACGGAACAGAAACAAAUCUGCAAAAACGACAUUUUAACUGACCUGCAGAAAGAAACUGAGACCUUCCUGCAGGAAAACAAUAAAAUGGAGACUUUGGUCAUCUCUAACAUGACAACUACAAAUUCUGGAACGUACUUCUGCAUUGCAAAUCAUCUGAACAACACCCUGGUGAAAAAAGUUGAUGUAACAGUGAUAUAUAAGAGGAGAUGUGUAAUCACUGGGGACACAACUGUUAAGGAGGGAGAUGCUCUGAAUCUGACCUGCAGUGUUGAAAGUUUCCCUCCGUCUCACAUCACAUGGACUGUACUGGGUUCCAACACAAACCUACACAUUGGACCUGAUACUCACUUGCAGAACAACACUGGCUCAGCCACACUCGUCAUCCCUAACGUGACGGCGGAACAUUCUGGACAGUACAUCUGUACAGCACAACACCUGAACACAACUGUGGCUACAUUUGCUGACGUAACUGUGACUUGUAAGUAGAUUCUACUAAUCUUUCUGAAACUAAAAUGUACGUUCACAUUCCUUUACCCACUAUCACAUGGCCGCUGUUGAAGAACCAUGCUGAGUACUCUGUCAUCACCGCGGUGUCACACCACACAGUCAACAGCACCGUCACCCUAACUGUAAAAGACCACAGCAACACUUCUGUUGAGUGUGUCAGCAGCAAUCAAAAUGGAGAAGUAAAAGCAAACCUCAUCAUCCAAUUAGAGAUGUCAGAACAACCGGCUAAAUCCAAAGAGGUAUUAAACAUUGUUUCAUGGCUGGAGGUCAUCAUUGCCUUUUUGAUUGGGGUAUUUCUUUCAACGGUCCUUUGCUGUUUGGCAAAAAAAUGCCACAGAAAAACACAAAAGAGCUUUGGAAAUCUGGAUGAGACUCUGGAGAUGGUGACCAGUCAAGAGGAUCCACUGAUAGCUGCUGGUCAAGCAGUGGAAGAUGAUCAGACCUACUACCAAGAGGCAUCUGAAGGAGAAGAAGAAGCUGUGGCAGAAGAGCAAGCAGCCCCUGAUCUCAAUGGUGGACCACAAGAUGUGGAGUACGCCAGCAUUGAUUUCUCCUUGUUGAAAACAAAGAAUCCCAGGACGGCAGCAAAGAACCAAGAGAGCACGGAGACAGAGUACGCUGAAAUUAAGAAAGAAGUAAAAGAGGAAAUAGAAGACAAUGGCGGAGAGGAAGGCGAUGUGUUGGAAGGCAAAGAUGAAGAUCCAACGAUUGGGGAUGAUGAGGAGAUAGAACAGUUUGUUCCUGAAGAGGAGGAAGGGGAGGACAUGGCUGUGUACUCCAAUGUGAAGGAUAUUAUGGGUGAGAUUUGAAGACACUUGCAUCAAGUCUCUUUGCUCUCAUCAGUUGUGAUGGAUUGAUCUAAUGGACUGAUGAUGGAUUGUUAUUGCGACAAAUCAAGGUCCUGUAAGCGGUUUCUACCACAGAGGUGUGAUAUUCAAACGCCAAAUUCAGCUGGUGGUAACCGGAAGUGACCAAGACACUUCACUCCUCUACCUGUUAGGGGCUGUGCAAAUUCAUUCAUUCACCAGUCACCAGUCACCAGUCACCAGGCUUGGAUGUGUUUUUAAGUGAAAUGUCUAAGCAACUAUUGGAUGGAUUGCCUUGACAUGUGUGUGGCUGUAGUCUCUUAGUCUUGUUUCAUUUCCAUUGAGAGUGUCUGCAGCAAAGAAACUCAAAGGAUAUAUUGAGAUUUGUUCAAGUCUAUCUCAAUACAGUACUCACAUGCACAUAUGUAUAUUGAAAGAGUUAGAUCCCUUCAUGAAGCAAUUCCAAUGUGAAAGGACAUCUACAGCCCAAAAUGCAUUCCAAAUAUCAACCAUCGCUAAUUUGAGGCUUUAGUAGAACUGAGUUACACAAAUAAAGUGUGUGUCUUCUUAAUUGCAGACAUUUUGAUCUACAUAUGGGGAUGUUAGUAUUGUUCCAAGACAGACUCAAAAAAAUAUGGUCUCCUUAAAGCUGGGGUGAUGUGCAUAUUUUUAUGUAAAAUCUUGUUUGUUAAAUUACAAAUUACAGGUCGGAAUGCCAUCUUUAGUUUUUUAUUUGAUCUGCUUUUUUAAACCGAUAAAACGCUUGGCGUAAAAACGCUUCUUGUUAAAAAAGUAAUAGAUUACUUCCCUUUUUUAAUGUGUUACAGGAAUUAACUUGACUCACAGUACUAAGAAUGAGCGUUAUCUGGCACAUCUUUUUAACCGGAAGCCCACUUGCUUAUAUUUAGGAUGAAAUCACUGAAUUGUCAGUUAGAACAAAACCUUUCAUACUUUUAGUACACAUUGCAAUGUUUUCAUGUUCUAUAUUAAGUGUUCAAUAUGCAGGCAUACAGUAACUGAUAAGGACAAAAUUGUUGCCAGUUAUACUAUUGCACCUAAAGUGUCAACGGGAAGUUAUUAGAGAAUACAGUGAUGCCUUAUAAGGCUAUAUUUUAAUGAAUAAUGACUUCUGCUAAUCUUUUCUGAGAACACAAUUUAAAGAUGUUGCACAAAAAACCAUUAAACCAAA
Messenger RNA from Perca flavescens (yellow perch), 3463 nucleotides. RefSeq lists its product as uncharacterized. NCBI's taxonomy places the organism in Eukaryota, Metazoa, Chordata, Actinopteri, Perciformes, Percidae. The transcript has 8 exons. The record is from RefSeq and is a predicted model, not a curated record. The coding region runs from base 1474 to 2277 and encodes 267 amino acids.